GUGGAACAUCUUGCGAAGAGAGCAAAUGAGAACUGAAAGAACAUAGGUCGUGUAGAGAUAACAAACAUUUGAGGAGUGCGCUGCAGUUAACUGGUUCAGAAGGCGCGGGCGGGAUGGAGACCCCAGCCAAGGUCGCCGAGACGUCAGGAGGAAUGAAGCGCGUGUGUGUGACUUCGCGUACACUAUCUAAAACUCUGGACUGUAUUAAGGAGGAGGUGGGCAGGGAGCAGCAUGGUUGGAGCGGACUCGCCCCCCAAACAGCGCCCAAAGAAGAUGAAGGCAGGGGAUGUGUGUCGUUGCAUCUCAGACUUCUCAGGGAUCUCCGCUGAGGAGUUGACCCUCUACAAGAAUGACAUUGUGCAGAUCCAUGAGGUGGUGGACAAGCACUGGUUAAGGGGGGAGGGGGGUGGCUCAGUGGGUCUUGUGCCUUCCAGUGUAUUGGUCAAGGUUGAGCUGCCCCCCCAUCCCUCACACCUCCCCCUCUUUGUGGCCUCCGCAGAGUUUCUUCCCUCCCAGCCCGGUGAUCUUGGCCUACGUAGAGGGGACUUUGUGGUGGGCCUGAACCCCAUUGAUGAGUCAUGGUGGUGUGGGGAGGCAUGGGGCAAGCAGGGCAUGUUCCCCAUCAAUUUUGUGUGGCACGUCAACAAGGACAUCCUGGAGGUUGAGGACACGUCAGAGAAAGCAGUGAGGAUGGUGGGUCGGGUCAAGUCAAGCAUCAUGGCCCAGCUGCCUGAGGAACUUGACCUCUAUGCUGGCGACCUGGUCACCAUCACCCACAUUGUCGACAAGGACUGGUACAGAGGGGAAAGUAAUGGGGCCACAGGAAUCUUCCCCAAGAGUUUUGUGGAGAUAGUGGAUGAGUCUUCAGUGCCUUCACCUCCUUCUGCCCUACCAGAAGAGAACAGUUUCAUGGUUAGUGAUACUCCCUCGUCGUUUCCUCAGACUGGAGGCACUCUGAGUGACUCCAUGUUGGCAGCUCCGUACCCAAGUGACACCCCAGCUCAACCCCACACAGCAGAUACAGUGCCAGCCACUCUGGGGUACUCUGCCCCCACCAUCCAUCCCUCCACGGGUCCAGGUGCCACACCAGGUGCCAAGCUCACCCCAGCCUCCGCCCCACAGCCUGUUGCAGAAAGCACCAACACUGCAGCACUUCUUUCCAAAACAUCAACAGCCUGGAAGACUGUUGAUGUAGACGAUGCAGAUCUCUUUGAUGAUGACUACUUCAAGCAGAACAUGCCUGGCUUGUACUCCUCCAAGGGGGACAGCAGUGCCCCCUCAGCCUAUACUGGUGAUACUUCCUCAGCUUUAAGUGCAGCCAGUGGUGCCUCAGCAUCCCUUGCCACUACAGGUUCAAGGUAUGAGAAUAUUCCUGUCUCUGUCCCUGAAGAAGAGGCCAAGCCCUCCGUGCCUUCCUCUCACUACCUGGGGAAAGGACAGCAGCCAAGUGAGUACAGUUACGAGAACAUUCCAUUGGAGCCACAGCGCCUUGGAGAGGAUGGUGAGGCACUGAGUGUAGGAUCAGAGCACAGUGCCUUAUUGGAGCAGCACAAUGGCCUCACCAAGAUGAACAGUCUGUCCCAGAAAGUGGAGAACUAUCUCUCCAGUAGCAUGCUGGGGGAAUCAGCCACAGACCAUGGUGCAAGGACUGUCUCAAGCUCUGGCCACACCUGGGCCUACAGAGGCCCGUCCUAUACUGAGGACAACACCGGCAUUGAGCCAUACAGCAGGGCGGUGUUUUCCUUCAAGGCUCAGUACCCCAAUGAACUUACAUUCAAGAAGGGUGAAAUAGUCCAUCUGGUGCAGCACGUGGACUCCCACUGGACCCUUGGCCGCUCAGGGGAUGCUGAGGGAAUAUUUCCCACAUCUUAUGUGGAUAUUAUAGUGGAUUGUCCUCACAGUGAGGAGCAGCACUUCCUUGCCAGGCCAGAGGCUCCACCGUCUGCCUCACAGCUGGUGCAGGCUGUGGCUCAAUAUGACUUUCAGGCCGAGCAGGCGGGGGAUGUCUCCAUGAAGAAAGGUGACUUCCUCACAGUAAUCAAGGAGGUGGACAACAACUGGGUUAUGGUGGAAAACACUACUGGUUCCAAGGGCAUGUGUCCCAAGAACUACUUAGUUUUCCUCAAGGAGACAGAGACAGAGUCCCUAGAAGUGAGGGAACCACAGAACAAAAUCCCAGACUCCACAUCAGACAUGGGGGAGGAGCAGCGGUCAAGACUUUUGCAGGAGGAUGUGGUGCACCAGCGGUCCAGGAGCUCCUCACCCCUCAGCGCCUCUGGGAAGCGCAGGUCGUACAACAAGGAUGACUUUGGCAUCAAGAAGCAGGAUGUAGAGCAGGUGAUGGCGAGGAACAUGGCCUCCUUCGACGCCACCAGCAAGGUUGCCAUGGGUCGGCUAGAGAAAGGCGGCAGCAGCAGCAGCGUCUUCACCAAGAGGGAAAUGUCCCCGGGUGAACACAGGCAACCAGACACUCAGCAGAACCCAGGGAAGCCAAAGCCAAUGGUUCUUCCUAGGCACAGCAAGAUUGUUCCUCCUCUAAAGUCAGCUCACAGUGUUCCCAGGACACCAUCCACACCAUCCACACCUACCACACCAUCCACCACCACACCAGCUACAGCCUCCACCACUACAGCCAUAUCAGCCACACCAUCCACCACUGCACCAGCUACACCCACCACACCAAACACACCAAACACACCAUCCACCAACACAGCAAACAUGCCAAACACACCAUCCACCACCACACCAGCCACACAAACCACACCUUCCACCACCACACCAGCCACACCAUCCACCACAGCACCAGCCACACCAUCAACCAGCAUAUCCACCACAACCUAUACAACCACCGCACGAACCGGCCCCUUCACUUCCACCCGGCCAGCCCCUCCACCACUCAUCUCCCCUCGAACUAAAGUAUUUUCUGGGAGCAAAUCUUCUCCAUCAGACACUGAAGCUUCCUCUCUUCAUAAACCACCACCCACUGCUAAACCCUCACAGCCGGCCAGUCAACCCAAACCCCCCACCCAACCCAAGCCACAGCUGCAGCCUCGGCCCCUCAGCCAAACACAGCCACCACUGCCUAGUCAACCAAGACCGAAGCCUCUAAGCCAGCAUCAGCCCUCCAUCCAGCCACAGCCACAGCCUCCCACCCAGCCAGUCUACUCCCAGGUUAAGAAGACACCAAAGAAGAGUCAGAAGGAGAUGGAGGUGGGAGACUCAGAGAAACAGUGUCUGAAUGAGAGCAACAACAGUACCACCAGCAGUGCCACCUUUCCCGAUGAUGUGUGCCAGCUCUCUGUGGCCAGUGAAGCAACAUAUUCUUCAGAAACCAACUUGUCCAGUGCAUCAGCUGGCUUUGUCCCUCAGAGGCCUGCCCCCCCUCCUCCACCAAAGCUGCCAGACACUGAGGAGGAGGUGGAAGAGGUGGAGGAACAUUACUACUCCACUGCUCCUCAAGAGCCACAGGGAAUGAAGGCCCAGGCAGUCGAGAUGGUAAGUGGAGAGAGCGAUGAGGAUGAGGAGGAAACUGUGGGUGAAGAUGGGGAAGGUGACACAGAGGAGACAACAGGUGCUGCACAAAAGCAGGAGAGCAAAGCCAGCAUGCGUCGAGUCAUCACACAAGAGAUUGUCACCACAGAACAUGAAUACAUCCAUGACCUUGAGUCACUGCUGCAGGUGGUCCAGCUGGCACCCUCCAGACCAGGUGGCACCCAGGGAGUCCACCUGCCCUCCCUCCUGGGCAAUAUCACUGAGGUGAUAGAUGUUGCUAGGAAGUUUGCCAAUCUCCUGGAUCAGUCUGCAUAUGGGAAGGAGGAAGAGGUGUGUGUGGGAAGGGUGUUCCUGGCGUGUGCUGAGGAGCUGUGCCGGACUUACAAGGUGUACUGUGCCAACCAUAACAUUACUGUGGAGCCACUCAUGAAGAAGUAUGAGCAAGAGACAGGGUCAGCAGCUUUCUUGCAGUGGGUGCUGAAGGAGCUGCAGCAGCACAAGAUUCAGCUGCUGGACAUGAGAUCAGUACUCAUCAAGCCCCUGCAGAGAGUGCUGAAAUAUCCACUGUUCCUUGACCGCCUUGUGAGGGAGACUCCUGAGCAUCACCCAGACCAUUCAGAUCUGCUGGAGGCCAAGACUGCAAUGGCCAAUGCUGCCAAGGAGAUCAAUGAAUACACCAAGAGACUGGACCUGAUCAACAAGUACCGCGUGGAGAGUGACCAGUCACUGCAGGGCAAGAUGCAGAGGGUGUCCCUCCACUCAAUGUACAAGAGGUCUUCUCGCUUCACAACACUCAUCUCGGAAAUGCUGGGAAUCAUGGUGCAGACGAAGGACCUGGAGUUUGAUAAGGAGGUGGACAAGUUCAGGUCAAUGCAGCGGUGUGCGGCAGUGUUGGCCCAGGACAUGGAUGCGUUGCUUCAGGGGGUGAAGGCACGGCACCGUGGGGAGCUGGGUGUGGUGAAGGGCUUCAUAGAGACCCUCCUGCAGCCUGGCCUGGAGGUGAAGGCCCUGCACAGUGUGGCUGUGGAUUCAUCUGGGAGACUGUUUGAGACAUUUGACAACUUUGUGAGGCAGCGGGUGGCACUGCCGACUAAGGAGCUGGUGGCACUGUGUGAGGUGCCCGACAGACUCAUUCUCAAGCGUAAUGACAAGCUGUUGGACUACGACAAUGCACAGUACAAGCUGGACCGGAACAGGGACCCCACACGGACCAGGAUUCUGGAAGAGGAACUGUCACAGGCACAAGGGACGUACAAUGCGCUCCACUCUCAGCUGAUGAUGGAGCUGCCAGUGCUGACCAGUAAUGGCAUGGAGGUGCUGAACCUGGCCACUCGCUCCCUCAUCUCUGCACGCAUGUACCUGCAGGGACACCUUGCCCGUCUCUACCUGAAUCUUUCCCAGGCUCUGGGAGUGUCUCUGACGGGGGAGGAGGAAAUGCUCACACAGUUCCGGGUGAAGUAUCUACAGCAGGUGGGAGAGUUCCGGCAGCUGAGUUUCAUCCCGACCAACGUGCAGUUGUCACUCCCCAGACCAGCAACCCGUUCCAGUAAGAAUCCUGAGAGUGGGGGGUCCAGGAGAGAACAUGAGACAACCAAGACAAAGGUGGUGGGCCAGUAUCCUGGGGAGCUGGUGUACGUGGUGCGGGAGGUGCACACGCCGGCUGAGGUAAUGGAGCUGACACUGUACCCUGGCGACCACGUUGCGCUGCUCAAGAACAAGGACCCCCUGGGCAGGAUGGACCGCUGGUUUGUGGAUGAUGGAGAUAACAAGGGCUUUGUGCGAGUUUCUUGCUUGAAGCCCAUGCUUGGCUCUGAUAGAGGAGCAGAGGACACUACUCUGCCACCUGCAACACCUGGCACAGCAGUGCUGCCUUCCCGACCGGCAGCAGUCCAUGCUGGCCCUCGACCCUCCACUGUGCCCCGGCCUGCCCCAGCACCCCCUGAGCAGGCACCUCCUCGCUAUGAGGACAUCUUCCCCGUGGUGCCCACUACCUUGCCUCAGGGCACAGGCCUCCCCCAGGCUCCCCCACCCCGAUACUCCUCUGAGGGCACUGCCACACUAGCCUCCCAGCCUCCCCUGCCCAGCAAGACAGAGCCACUGCCUCCUGAUGGUGAUGGCUUGCACCAUGGGGACGGGGACUACUACUCUCCUCCCCUGGACCGACAGCCAUCUGGUGAAUACAACUCCCCUGUCUCUGAAGAAAACAAUAUCUACGAGGAAAUUGACCAGAUUCAUGGGGGCUGCAGAGGUGAGAAUGGAGCAGCAGGCCAGGAGGACACUAGCCCCAUCUAUGAGGUGAUCAAGGAUGGGGAGAUUGUGCCUGAUGAGGAAGACCUGCCACCAGAGUUAGCUGAGCCACUGUUCUACUACGCACUGUACAACUUUGGUGGUUCAGAUGGGACACAACUGAACCUGACAGCAGGGCAGGUGGUGCGGGUACUGCAUGCUGUCUCCUCGGACUGGUGGUUUGUGGAGGAACGAUCAGGCAAGCAGGGUUAUGUUCCUGCAUCCUAUCUCACCAGGUACACCUAGAUUUGUCCUCCUGGUCCUCCACCUUUGUAUUACCACUACUAUUGUUACUACUACUAGUACUGUUGCUGCAUAGAUGCCUCUUUGCUGCGAUGUCUGUGUAAGGGUUUCUGUGCCUCAGUUUGUGGCAUUCACUGAUGUGAACAGCAAGUGUUUCCUACAGGAGUUGUUACCUUAAGGCAUGUCUUCUGAAUUUGUUGAGCUACAACUGCAUUAAGGCAAAAGUCUGAGCUUUUCCUCACUGUAUCUAUGUAAUCACCAGAGUGUACUAUUUUUACAUUUAUUAAUUAUUUUCAUACUUCUUAUAGGUUUUUACUCUUUUAUCUUUAUUACAAGGAGAGAUUUAUACAUUCAUCAUAUUCUACUGCUUAGAAAGUUUUACCCCUUCCCAUGACAUAUAAGUAUAUAAUGUUUUAAGUUGGUGUGAGAGGAUCUUUUCAUAUGUUGGGGAUACUUUGUGUGUUGUGUGUUUUAAGGCAUUGGGAAGGUAGUGCAGAUGUAAAUUGUAUGUGAAUUUUUAUCUAAUCAUAUAUCCUUUCACCUCAGUAACCAAAGACUUACCACAAUGGAUCUGAUUGUAGUACAGUUAAUGAGAGGCUUUUUAGUGUAGUGUGGCUUGGUUUUCUUAGUCAGGGGCACUUCUUUGUUAGAUACUAAUGUAAACUCUGAAUCAAGACAAUUUUCCUGACUAAAUGAACACCAGAGAGUAACUAGUGAAGUGGAGGAGAAUAGAGUGAAACUUUUGUUGGAGACAGAGAGGAGGUUGUCUCUUGAGGUGAUGAAGUGUGUACUGGUGGUCCCAGAUGCAUGUUCACGAGGUGUGGGGCUAUUGUGCUCUCUCACCCCUGGCUAGCCAUGCAUAUAGGAAAUGUAUUUAAUUUAUUAAGAAUGUUGAGCAGAAAAAAAGUUGCCAUUGGUUGUCAGCUUUGUAAAGCAGCAAUAAUUUAACUGAUGAAAGAAAAGUUAACCUGUGAUUCCUAACCGCUGAGUGCUCCAAGGGAACAUUGCUCAAUUGGAAAUGUUCUUCCCGUCAGAUGGAUUCUCCAAGAUAUUUGCCAUGUUCUUGAAGAGUAGAAUUAAAAAUUUAUCAACUAUUUUUGAAAAUAAUGAAAAAAACAAAAAAAAAAUAGCAAUGUUACAAUUUUUGCACUUUGGUAUAUAUAUUCAUAUAUAUCUAUAUCUAUAUAUAUAUAUAUUCUUAUGUAUAUUUAAGUGUGUGCUUGCAAUACUAUUAUGUUGUACAUAUUCCAAUGCCAUGUGUGUAUGUAGUGUUAAGUGUCAGAUGUUCUCAUCUUGAUGGCUGCACACAGGGCGUGGUCCCCUGUAUUGUGCUGCAGACAGUGUUGUGACUCACAGGUAUAGCCAAGCUGCCGCUUACUGAUGGAUGUGAUAAUACUCAUAAUUGAUGUAUGGCUGCUGAGGCCCUGUAUUCAUUGCCAGUGAAAGGAUCUGAUCACACUGAUUCAUGUUGUUCAUAUAAGUUGUCAUAUGAUAUUUUCAGUACAUUGCCAGAUCACACUGUAGUGAAUUGGUCUGCAAGUGUCUGGAUUACAUUUGAAAUGUUUGUUUGUAUGUUGUAUAUUCAUAUUUGUUUGGUGGUUCAUUUAGUCCUUUGAUCAAGUUGUGAUCUGAAACUCAUUCCCACAGCUGUACAAUUAUAAGUGUGCUUAUGAAGUGAGUGAGGUAAUAGAUGCAGGAAGUGUGACCUGCUUGUAUGUAUGCUUGUUUAUUUCCUCAGUCACUGCCCUGUCAUGAUCUUUGCUGCAUCAGGCUCCUCUGGUCAGCAUGUGUGUGUCAUAUGUGCUGAUAAAUGUUUGUCCCUGGCAAGGGGUUCCAUAUGCCUGGGAUUUAUUCAUGCUGACUACUUACUAGUCUGAAAUAGUUAAUUUUAGAUACACUUUGCUUCUCAGCAGUACUCUGAUGAAGGGUAUUUUAGUGUAAUGUACAAAGUAAAAGUCACAUCACCCUAUGUGUUGUGACCACUGAGAGGCCUUGUGUGACAUCCUCGGCUAGUUACCACUUUGGUGUGUUUUGUACUCCUAACUUGUGUGUUUGUAGAAGGGGUGUAGGAGAGGGACCUGAUUUUAUUGCUUUACACAAUGCUCCUGGCCUCAUGCAAGGCCGACAAACACUGACUAUGUUAAUACUUGUUGGGAAAAUCAUUACCUAUUACAUUAUUCUCUCUCUCUCUCUCUCUCUCUCUCUCUCUCUCUCUCUCUCUCUCUCUCUCUCUCUCUCUCUCUCUCUCUCUCUCUCUCUCUCUCUCUCUCUCUCUCUCUCUCUCUCUCUCUCUCUCUCUCUCUCUCUCUCUCUCUCUCUCUCUCUCUCUCUCUCUCUCUCUCUCUCUCUCUCUCUCUCUCUCUCUCUCUCUCUCUCUCUCUCUCUCUCUCUCUCUCUCUCUCUCUCUCUCUCUCUCUCUCUCUCUCUCUCUCUCUCUCUCUCCACCAUGACCACAGUAUAUGCCAGGACUAUUACCAGCAUGGUGACACUAACAGCAUUAUUCUGAGAGGUAGGUAUACAUGUUUCAUUUGGCAACUAGAGGAUGUGACUGAGUGGGAACAUUGUCUGCUUGCCGCUGUGUAUAUUCCGGAGGCCUUCCACUGAUGUGUGUAUAUGCACCAAUCAGCAAUACUUUUUAUAUCUGAUCCUCUCAUUGUAGGUCUAGGCCUCUGGUGGGAGAGAUUUUAACCAUAUUUACUUAUAAAGCAGAAACUGUAAA
Molecule: messenger RNA, 8740 nt
Organism: Scylla paramamosain (green mud crab)
Lineage: Eukaryota; Metazoa; Arthropoda; Malacostraca; Decapoda; Portunidae
Product: dynamin-binding protein-like
Exons: 21
Coding region: 232-6024 (1930 amino acids)
Cellular component (GO): cytoplasm
Molecular function (GO): guanyl-nucleotide exchange factor activity; protein binding
Source: RefSeq, a predicted model, not a curated record